AGCCCGCAUCCGCCAGGUUGCCCCGCAGCCCGGCCGCCGAGAUGCCCAGCCCGCCCGGGCUCCGGGCGCUGUGGCUUUGCACUGCGCUGUGCACCACGCCGUGCGUCCGCGGCGCCCCUCAGCCCGGCCCAGGGACCACCUGCCCGGCCCCCUGCCACUGCCAGGAGGACGGCAUCAUGCUGUCGGCUGAUUGCUCCGAGCUCGGGCUCUCCGCUGUGCCGGGGGGCCUGGACCCCCUGACGGCUUACUUAGACCUGAGCAUGAACAACCUCACGGAGCUCCGGCCUGGCCUCUUCAGCCACCUGCGCUUCCUGGAGGAGCUGCGUCUCUCUGGGAACCACCUCUCACAGAUCCCGGGACAAGCCUUCUCCGGUCUCCACAGCCUGAAAAUCCUGAUGCUGCAGAACAACGAGCUGGCAGGAGUGCCCGCCGAGGCGCUGGGGGAGCUGAGGAGCCUGCAGUCUCUGCGCCUAGAUGCCAACCUCAUCUCCCUGGUCCCGGAGAGGAGCUUUGAGGGGCUGUCCUCCCUCCGCCACCUGUGGCUGGACGACAAUGUACUCACCGAGAUCCCUGUCAGGGCCCUCAACAACCUUCCCGCCCUGCAGGCCAUGACCCUGGCCCUCAACCGCAUCAGCCACAUCCCUGACUACGCCUUCCAGAACCUCACCAGCCUUGUGGUGCUGCAUCUUCAUAACAACCGCAUCCAGCAUCUGGGGACCCACAGCUUUGAGGGGCUGCACAAUCUGGAGACACUAGACCUGAAUUACAACGAGCUGAGGGAGUUCCCCGUCGCCAUCCGGACCCUGGGCAGACUGCAGGAACUGGGCUUCCACAACAACAACAUCAAGGCCAUCCCGGAAAGGGCCUUCGUGGGGAACCCUCUGCUGCAGACCAUACACUUCUACGAUAACCCCAUCCAGUUUGUGGGAAGGUCAGCGUUCCAGUACCUGCCGAAGCUGCACACGCUAUCCCUGAACGGCGCCACGGACAUCCAGGAGUUCCCAGACCUCAAAGGCACCACCAGCCUGGAGAUCCUGACCCUGACCCGCGCGGGCAUCCGGCUGCUCCCACCGGGGAUGUGCCAACAGCUGCCCAGGCUCCGAGUCCUGGAAUUGUCUCAUAAUCAAAUCGAGGAGCUGCCCAGCCUGCACAGGUGUCAGAAGCUGGAGGAAAUCGGCCUCCAGCACAACCGCAUCUGGGAAAUCGGAGCCGACACCUUCAGCCAGCUGAGCUCCCUGCAGGCUCUGGACCUGAGCUGGAACACCAUCCGGACUAUCCACCCCGAGGCCUUCGUGACCCUCCGCUCCCUGGUCAAGCUGGACCUGACCGACAACCAGCUGACCACUCUGCCCCUGGCCGGACUUGGGGGCCUGAUGCAUCUGAAGCUCAAGGGGAACCCGGCUCUGUCUCAGACCUUCUCCAAGGACAGUUUCCCGAAACUGAGGAUCCUGGAGGCACCCUACGCCUACCAAUGCUGCGCCUAUGGCAUAUGCACCAGCUUCUUCAAGGCCUCAGGGCAGUGGGAGGCUGAGGAUGCUCACCUUGCAGACAAGGAGGCUCUGAAGAGGCCCCUGGGCCUCCUCGCUGGACAAGCCGAGAACCACUAUGACCUGGACCUGGACGAGCUCCAGCUGGAGAUGGACACAAAGCCACAGCCCAGUGUCCAGUGCAGCCCCGUUCCAGGCCCCUUCAAGCCCUGCGAGCAUCUCUUUGACAGCUGGGGCAUCCGGCUGGCUGUGUGGGCCAUCGUCCUGCUCUCCGUGCUCUGUAACGGACUGGUGCUCCUCAGCGUGUUUGCCGGUGGGCCUGCGCCCCUGCCCCCUGUCAAGUUUGUGGUGGGUGCCAUCGCAGGUGCCAACACCUUGACUGGCAUUUCCUGCGGCCUCCUGGCCUCCCUCGACGCCUUGACCUUUGGCCAGUUCGCCGAGUACGGUGCCCGCUGGGAGACGGGCCUGGGCUGCCGGGCCACGGGCUUCCUGGCCGUGCUGGGCUCCGAGGCCUCCGUGCUGCUGCUCACCCUGGCCGCCGUGCAGUGCAGCGUCUCCAUCUCCUGCGCCCGUGCCUACGGCAAGGCGCCCUCCCUGGGCAGCGUCCGCGCCGCGGCCCUGGGCUGCCUGGUGCUGGCCGGGCUGGCCGCCGCGCUGCCCCUUGCCUCGGUGGGAGAGUACGGGGCCUCUCCCCUCUGCCUGCCCUAUGCCCCGCCGGAGGGCCAGCCCGCGGCCCUGGGCUUUGCGGUGGCCCUGGUGAUGACAAACUCCUUCUGCUUCCUGGUGGUGGCCGGUGCCUACAUCAAACUCUACUGCGACCUGCCGCGUGCCGACUUCGAGGCCGUGUGGGACUGUGCCAUGGUGAGGCACGUGGCCUGGCUCAUCUUCGCAGACGGGCUCCUCUACUGUCCCGUGGCCUUCCUCAGCUUCGCCUCCAUGCUGGGCCUCUUCCCGGUCACCCCAGAGGCCGUCAAGUCUGUGCUGCUGGUGGUGCUGCCGCUGCCUGCCUGCCUCAACCCGCUGCUCUAUCUGCUCUUCAACCCCCACUGCCGGGAGGACCUGCGGCGGCUCUGGCCCUGCACACGGGCCCCGGGGCCCCUAGCCUACGCCGCCGCCAGUGAGCUGGAGAAGAGCUCCUGCGACUCCACGCAGGCCCUGGUGGCCUUCUCGGAUGUGGAUCUCAUUCUGGAAGCUUCCGAGGCUGGGCGGCCCCCUGGGCUGGAGACCUAUGGCUUCCCCUCAGUGACUCUCAUCUCCUGUCAGCAGCCAGGAGGCCCCAGGCUGGAGGGCAGCCAUUUCGUGGAGCCAGAGGGAGCCCGCAUUGGGAACCCGCCCCCCUCCAUGGGUGGAGAACUGCUGCUGAGGGCAGAGGGGGCCACGUCAGCAGGCGGGGGCUUGUCAGUGGGCAGGGGCUUCCAGCCCCCUGGGUCAGCCUUCGCCUCACACUUAUAAGUGUCUUCCCCAUUCUUCUCUUCCCAUCUCUUCCCUUCCCUCUCCUCUCCCUCCAUGAAUGACGGCUGCUUGUAAAAUAAAUACAACCGAAACCCAACAGCGUGACCCACGCAGGAUGGCCCGGCCCCUGGCUCCACUGGUCUCCUCUCUCCCAUGGCCGUCACCAACAUGUGCUUCUUGGCCUGGCUUCCCCUGGGCCUUCCUCUGGGCGUUUCCCCUGUCAGGUCGGCAGCUGUGGGCCAGAAACCUGGAAAUCUGUCCACUUCAGGGAAACGAGAGAAGCAAAGACAGGGACUGCGGUGGGGACUGAGCAGGUCCAGGAUCAGGGUGCAGUGGGCAGGGGGACCUCCUAGAGAAAGGCCUGGGGGCCUGCCAAAGGCUUUUGGGCCUCUCCCCCGUGACUCACGGACAGGAUAGGAAAUGUGCUCUGUGUCCCAUUAAUCUUGAGAUGUGCCAUGCAAAAAGACAGCCUAUUAAAACAAGCUUUGGAGGAUAUUACCCACCACGUCCCUUUCUUAGAGAUUCGCAGCGCAUGUCAGCGUAGCGAAGGCUCUGAGAAUUCCUGUGGCAGUGAAUCUGCUGAGCUUCAUUUAACUCACUUCCUCAAAUUAUUUGACAACAGGUUUUUGUUUGCUUGUUUGGUUUUCAUGCCAUAUCUAUUAAUGUUUCAAAGAAUCUGGCACUGCUCUCUGCCAGGGGGCUCAUCUCUGUGCCAUCUAGCGCUACCCAUUGACAUCACAAGAUGCCACAAAUCCUUGAAAGCCUCCAUCCCAGAUGCUCCACCUGGGGUAAAGUGGAUGAUCCCACGAACCAGAAGAGCCUCUCCACGCGUACCUUCCCAUCCCUCUUGUCCCAGCCCUGUGGUUCCACCUUCAGCCUGCACGGGUGCAGGGACAAAGGGACCCAUAUGUGCUCCCACUGCCUCCCCAGGCGCAGCCACCAUUGAAACUUCUGCCCUCAGUAGGAGGGAGGGUUCCUGGGUCCCGGCACGGUACACACAGGGGAGGCCGGGGCUGUCUGGCUUCCCUCUGGCUUUGGGUCACCUUCCUGUGGUUCUCAUCAUAUGCCCCUUGCCACCUCCUGCCACAACCCUGGUCCUCCUUUCGCAUCCCAGGUCCUGCCUUCUCUGUGGGACGGCAGCCUUUGGCCAACACACUGGAGGGAUGUUUGUGCUGUAGGAAGCACCAGAGGCAUCUGGGAUUCCUGGGUGCCCCAGACAGGCCACGAGUCUUCUGCCUCUCCUGUCAUAACCUUCCUACCUUGUGGUUUACCCAGUGCCUCUGAGUGUUUCCAGAGCCCCGCUCCCCGCCCUAAGCACAGACACAUUCCACGUCAGGAUGAGGAGGUGAGAGCGGGGGCAUUCCUGCAGACAUCAAAGGAGAACCCAAGGCUCAGGAAAGGGUGGGCCUUGUUCCAGGGCACCCCAACCUCAGUCACACCAGGACAGGAGGCUGGGAUCCCAGACCGAGUGCGAUCAUCCUCCUCCUGAACCCUGUCGUGGUCCUCAGCCGGGCCCUGCCCCACGGGCUCCACUACCAAGACGACCCUGAGAAAGUCCCUCUAGUUUCUCAGCCUGCAGCUCAGCUUCUCUUCUGCCUCCCUGCUGCGCCCAGCGCCUCACGGACAUCCUGGCGGGAGUCAUCAGGCUGCCCAGGCUGCGGGGUGAGGCGGAGACCGUGAGUGGAUCUUGGUGGGUUCCUAAAUCUUGAUUGACCAGCUGAAUUGCCUGGACUCUUUCAGGCUCUGAAGCUGAACGUGCUGACCUUGUAACGACAGAAGAACCUAGGGGCCUCGCACAGGGUCAGCCUCAGCGUGGGCUUCACUGCACGGCGGGGGAGUCC
This is a messenger RNA of Equus quagga, 4780 nucleotides long. It is a transcript of the gene LGR6, whose product is annotated as leucine rich repeat containing G protein-coupled receptor 6. Gene Ontology annotation, biological process: G protein-coupled receptor signaling pathway. Gene Ontology annotation, molecular function: G protein-coupled receptor activity; protein-hormone receptor activity; protein binding. Gene Ontology annotation, cellular component: membrane. The transcript has 18 exons. Lineage: Eukaryota; Metazoa; Chordata; Mammalia; Perissodactyla; Equidae. The record is from RefSeq and is a predicted model, not a curated record. The coding region runs from base 42 to 2939 and encodes 965 amino acids.